Molecule: messenger RNA, 1037 nt
Organism: Phaedon cochleariae (mustard beetle)
Lineage: Eukaryota; Metazoa; Arthropoda; Insecta; Coleoptera; Chrysomelidae
Source: the annotation of a GenBank genome assembly
AUGCAAAUGGAGCAUAGCAUUUAUAGCAGCUCUGCGUCAAUCCCUAUAGACAAGAGGAUAUCAACUAUAUCGAUUUCUUCGAAGCAGCACGAUAAUGCAGAAUACGCUAUUAAUAGAUUAUCGCAGAAAUACGAUUCUUAUCAAGAAUUUCUCUACAGAAAUCAGUUGAGGAGAAGACUUUCGUCGACCGGAGACAACAGUGGCGAUUCCAGCACCACUGCUUCCGGCAGCAGCUACGGAGAAAGGGAUGAGGGUAGCGAGGGUAGAGCAGAGAGUGACGAAGUUGACCCGGAUCGAGAGGAAGAAAAAGAGGAGGAAGAGCCUCUAGGAGGUUUGGUGUCGGACUUGGAGAAGCAGGCGGUGGAGACCUUCUUCAAAGGAUUGAAGACACAGUUGUUUGUUAGUGGAUCCCUGGCAAAUCUCUACACAAAAACGACAAACGACCCAGAGUGGCAGUUGAAAUAUACUGGAAUUCCUGUCGUUAUCUUGGAUGUGGGAGAAUCUAGAGCCAGAGACAAAAGGCGGAUACAGAUCGCUCUAGCUGAAAGAGGCACUUGUUUCAUGUUGUGGCACGAUACCAUCGACAAUCUGUCCUCGUACAAAGUGGAGAGUCCCUCGUUCCACACCAUGCACUACUCGCCUGACCACACCGUCCAGGUGGGCUUCAGCUUCGACAACGCGCCUCAUGCGGAGCAAAUGUGGGAGCACAUUGAGAGGCUGGUGGCCUGCCCGGAGAACAUUUCCCUGUCUACGCCUGGUAAAAAGAAGAAGAAGAAAGCAAAGAAAGCCCCGAAACCUCCGCCACUGCCCCCAAAGAGCCACAUCUCGCAGCCUUGCUGCUUCCAGCACAUCACCUCCGUGGAUAGGGGAGAUACGGACAGGUUUUAUUCGCUUAAAGAGUUGUUGCCUCACGCGAGGAUUCACAAAUUCCACGAAGUCUGAGUAUACUGAAAGCGACACUUUGUUGUUUCUUUUUUUACAUGUACAUUUUUUACUUAUCAUGUUCCACUAUAAGCUGUAGGUCCCGCUCUUCCUAA